Molecule: messenger RNA, 971 nt
Organism: Lolium rigidum
Lineage: Eukaryota; Viridiplantae; Streptophyta; Magnoliopsida; Poales; Poaceae
Product: E3 ubiquitin-protein ligase BIG BROTHER-like
Exons: 7
Coding region: 82-606 (174 amino acids)
Biological process (GO): protein ubiquitination; negative regulation of organ growth
Molecular function (GO): ubiquitin-protein transferase activity; ubiquitin conjugating enzyme binding
Source: RefSeq, a predicted model, not a curated record
GCAGAGGCGGCGGCGUCACUCUGUUCUUCCGCUCGUUUCCAGAGACGAAGCUGCGGGCAAGGAAAGUGUCACAGUUCAUCAAUGGCAGCUCCCAAUACCUAUGCAGUCCAUGUCUCCUCGGAGACCCACAAGAUUGAGGCCUGGUGCCAAUCUGAUGAAGCUUUGGCAAGGCAAUUGCAAGACGAGGAGGAUUCGCGUGAUGCUGCUGCUACAAGGGAACUUGCUGGUAAUAUAUCCUUGGAAACACCGUCACCAGCUGUUGAGUAUAUACCUGCCAAUAAUGCAGCUCAGGUGGCGAGGGAAGACAAUGUCGACCCAGAUAAUAUGUCAUAUGAGCAACUACAAGCAAUUGGUGAAGCUGUAGGAACUCAAUCCAGAGGCUUAUCUGAUGAGCUGAUAUGCUAUCUGGUGCCGUUUAGGAACAAGUGUAACUUCUUCUCCAGCAAAAAGAAUACUGAGGAAUGUGUGAUCUGCAAAUCAACCUAUAAAAGCCGACAGAAGUUGAUAAGAUUGCCCUGCAGCCAUUGUUACCAUGCAGAUUGCAUAACUCGCUGGCUUAAGAUCAACAAGGCAUGCCCAGUCUGCAAUGAGGAGGUAUUCGGGUGAGCUGUGACGUUUGUGGCUAUAAUUCAGCCUCGUCGUCGUGAUUUCAGGCCACUUUGCUCUGCUGCGAUCUACUAUGCUACCCAUAACCUAGUUGUUUGAUGUGUUCAUCCGACUCAGUUUUUUAUCACAAACCGAUAGAUCUGUGUUGGUACUACGAUGGUUGCCAGUUUUCUAAGUAUGCAACCAAGCAGGAGUAUUUCAGUAAAUAAUAGUAUGGUUUGGUAAGUAUUGCAUUGCACUGUCUAUUAAGUUAGCCCAUUGUGUAUAGUAAGAAGCGAGAGUGUCAAUGUUAUAUACCUCUAGGGAUCUGCCAUCUUUUCUUAUAUUAUAUCAAUAAUAUUGGACAGUUGCGCAUGGUUCUCUCA